CGCAGCUGCCGCAGAGACGCCAGUGGAUUCCACAGAAGUUUUUAAAACCAUAGCGGAGGACAAAUUGCUGGACAGCAAGCCAACCCCCGAAAUAGUCGACAUGGUGCAAGAGGAAAAGAUUACUGUGGCGGAUGGCGCCGACGAGCAAAUGCUGGGAUCUGGCGGGCCUGACGAGAAGCUGGCCGGACGAGAUGAGGUCAAAUUCAUCAAGGGCGAUCACCAGAAUGGAGAUGCCAAGAUUGAUAUCGGAAACGUUAACGGAAAAGCUGCUUUUACGGGCAUGAGCAAGGAGGAACUCAUGAAGUACGCCAACGAUCCGUUUUGGGUGCGCUUGCGAUGGAUUUUCUUCGUCGGUUUCUGGGCCAUCUGGGCAGCCAUGCUUGUGGGCGCCAUUAUGAUCAUCAUCGGAGCACCGAAGUGCGCUGCUCCUCAGCCCUUGCCCUGGUACAAGCGAGGACCCCAUGCGAAGUUCGCUGGUAUUGAGGCUGCCAAGCCGGAUGACGUCGAGACUGCCAAGAAAAUCCAUGCUACAGGAGCAAUAUAUGAGCUUCCCGCUGCCCUAACCUACAGUGUUAGCCAGCCUGAAGUGGAGCAACAGAUUAAGCAACUUGUGGCACAAUACCAGGCCAGCGAUGUAAAGGUAAUCCUUGAUUUGACACCCAACUACGUGGGCAAGGAGUCGAAGUUGGUUCAGGAUGCUCUCAAAAACAAGGAGAAGCGGGCCGCCUUUGUCUGGGUGAGCGGAAGAUCGGUCCCACCCACCAACUGGCUGAAGGUGGGUGGUAAUCGGUCCGCUUGGGAGCAACUGGAUGACAGCUAUGUGCUCUCCCAGUUCCAAGAUGGCUAUUACGAUCUAAAAAUGAAUAGCUCAAUAAUAAGGAACGAAUUCGGUGGGGUGCUAAGGCAUCUGGUGGAACUGGGUGUACAAGGCUUCCGCCUGAAGAAUACCAAGUUCUUUGUGCUGUCCGACAGCCUCGAGGACGAAGUCAUCUCUGCAGUGCCCAAGGAUCUGAAUCUGGGACCCAGCGAAUAUGGCUUCUACGACCACAAGCAAACCACCUUCCUCUCUGGGCUGGGCGAUGUGCUAUAUGACUACCUGAGCAUUGUGAAGAAUGCCUCCGCCGAUGCCUUCCUAUCGGUGGCUGAGGACAUCGUACAGCCAGAGGUGUACCAAUUGAGUGAGGUUGCAGGGGCCAACGGCAUUGAUCUGCCUAUGUACGGCAACUUUGUGCAAGUGCUUAGCAAAUCUAAGCCAGAGAAGUCUCUGUUUAAGAAUCUCGAGAACACGCUCCUCCAAGCAGGCAACGGAAGCUGGCUUCAGUGGAACUUCCGUGAUGUCUACGUGGACACCCCCCACGACCCGUCAGCCCUGGCCUUGUUCCUCUCUAUGUUGCCAGGCGUGCCAGUGGUGUCAGUGGAUGCCAUCGAGUAUCAGAACGUAACCGAGAAGACCUACAAGCAUAUCGAGCAGCUGCGUCACUCGGCCUCCUACAUGCACGGCGAGUUGAAGCUCUAUGAAGCGGAUCCUCUGGUGGCCUUCUCAAGAAUCAAGUCUGGCAAUCCUGGUUAUUUUGUAAUUUUCAAUCCGACCGACUCGCCACAGUCUAGCAACAUUACCAGCGCCCACGAUCUACCCGACAAAAUGACUGUCUCGGUGUUCAGCGAGAACUUUAACAAUUACGAGGAAGGCGACAAGGUAACACCCCUUGGCAAAGUUAGCCUUGGCGAUCUUAAGGUGGCCCCACAGUCGGCCAUCAUUCUGACCUACGUGCCAGUGAAGACGGAAUAAAUAUGUCGUAUGUCCUACAAUACAACUACUGUAUUGCACAAAGAUGUGCAUAUCUAUAAAUAAGCUCGCUUCAAUGUUCACUGAGAUUCAAAGCCGCAAAACAAAACUACAAAUUUGUUGAGAAAUUAUAUACAUAUUUAGAGUUCUCUGCUUGUUUAAUCGCUUGCUAUACAAAAAUAUA
Molecule: messenger RNA, 1970 nt
Organism: Drosophila persimilis
Lineage: Eukaryota; Metazoa; Arthropoda; Insecta; Diptera; Drosophilidae
Gene: CD98hc
Product: neutral and basic amino acid transport protein rBAT
Exons: 4
Coding region: 101-1789 (562 amino acids)
Biological process (GO): carbohydrate metabolic process; amino acid transport
Source: RefSeq, a predicted model, not a curated record